Molecule: messenger RNA, 4269 nt
Organism: Pan troglodytes (chimpanzee)
Lineage: Eukaryota; Metazoa; Chordata; Mammalia; Primates; Hominidae
Gene: CES2A
Product: carboxylesterase 2
Exons: 12
Coding region: 1020-2705 (561 amino acids)
Source: RefSeq, a predicted model, not a curated record
UCCGGAGAACGGGAAGGGGGCGUGGCGUGGCGACGGAGUUGCGCGAGGGACACGUCGCGUUGUGGGUUCUCGGACUGAGGUGUGAGAGAAGCGGUGACCGCGGCCCUGGCUGCUCGGACCCGGGAACAUGAUGGUCGCUGGAGCAGAAGGCGCUGAGAAGGGACCCCGGCGGCGCUGGGUCGUGCGAGCCAGUAGCGGGCUGAAACGUAGAGGCCAGAACCAGGUCUCAGGGGGCACUAAAGGCGGUCGGAGGUGAUCCCCACACCGCUUCCACCUGGAAGUCAGGCUGGCCGGGAGCUCCCGUAUCCAGGACGGUUGGUCGCCUCUGGCCUGGCAGGGCUCCUAGUGUCUCGGGACCUCCCGGUGACGCGCCUGCCUCCCCUGCUGCACCAUAGGCCCGGGAGUACGGCGUCCCCACAGCUUGGACCGGCAGGCGCUCGUGAAAUGUUUGUCAAGUGGAUAAAUGACCAUGGCCGUGGUCUCCGCGGGAGGUGAGGAAACUGAAAGCCACCGAGGAAAAGGGGGGCGCUCCUUAAGAAGUGCCGCGGUCACGUGUACGUUUCAAAAGAAUGGCGUGACUGAGUAGGGAGGGGACCGCGGAGACCCUCAGACCCUGGACUGUAAGGAGAUGAGGGGCCGUGAAGGGGAACCCAGGAAACUGAGUCCUGAAAGCAAGGAGGAACUUCCAGAAUGAAGGGCGCCGUCACACCUCCCUGCCUUUGCUCAAGCGGUUCCUUCACCCCGAUGAAGUUCCUUCCCAUUUCUCCAUCUGGGGGAUCCUGAACGUGCACCUCCUCAGAGAAGCCCUCCUGGGUUCUCCAAUUCUAGUUUAUUGCCCCCUCCUAUCGAUCCCCAGCACGCUCAUCGGGCCUGUGGACAAGGACAGGUUUGAAGAGAGGAUUCCCUGGAUCGCGGAAGGGCUGCAGGAGUGGCACAGCCCCUUCCGAGGAUGCCAAAGGAGCCCGGGCAAAGGGAAGUGGCCGUGCCGGGCCUGCCUGCCACUAGAUCCCCACCCACCUAUGACUGCUCAGUCCCGCUCUCCUACCACACCCACCUUUCCCGGCCCAAGCCAGCGCACCCCGCCGACUCCCUGCCCAGUCCAAACUCCAAGGCUGGGCAAGGCACUGAUCCACGGCUGGACCGACCCGGGGCAGCCUCUGGGUGAACAGCAGCGUGUCCGCCGGCAGCGAACCGAGACCAGCGAGCCGACCAUGCGGCUGCACAGACUUCGUGCGCGGCUGAGCGCGGUGGCCUGUGGGCUUCUGCUGCUUCUUGUCCGGGGCCAGGGCCAGGACUCUGCCAGUCCCAUCCGGACCACACACACAGGGCAGGUGCUGGGGAGUCUUGUCCACGUGAAGGGCGCCAAUGCCGGGGUCCAAACCUUCCUGGGAAUUCCAUUUGCCAAGCCACCUCUAGGUCCGCUGCGAUUUGCACCCCCUGAGCCCCCUGAAUCUUGGAGUGGUGUGAGGGAUGGAACCACCCAUCCAGCCAUGUGUCUACAGGACCUCACCCCAGUGAAGUCAGAGUUUCUUAGCCAGUUCAACAUGACCUACCCUUCCGUCUCCAUGUCCGAGGACUGCCUGUACCUCAGCAUCUACACGCCGGCCCAUAGCCAUGAAGGCUCUAACCUGCCGGUGAUGGUGUGGAUCCAUGGUGGUGCGCUUGUUUUUGGCAUGGCUUCCUUGUAUGAUGGUUCCAUGCUGGCCGCCUUGGAGAACGUGGUGGUGGUCAUCAUCCAGUACCGCUUGGGUGUCCUGGGCUUCUUCAGCACUGGAGACAAGCAUGCAACCGGCAACUGGGGCUACCUGGACCAAGUGGCUGCACUACGCUGGGUCCAGCAGAAUAUCGCCCACUUUGGAGGCAACCCUGACCGUGUCACCAUUUUUGGCGAGUCUGCGGGUGGCACGAGUGUGUCUUCGCUUGUUGUGUCCCCCAUAUCCCAAGGACUCUUCCACGGAGCCAUCAUGGAGAGUGGCGUGGCCCUCCUGCCUGGCCUCAUUGCCAGCUCAGGUGAUGUCAUCUCCACGGUGGUGGCCAACCUGUCUUCCUGUGACCAAGUUGACUCUGAGGCCCUGGUGGGCUGCCUGCGGGGCAAGAGUAAAGAGGAGAUUCUUGCAAUUAACAAGCCUUUCAAGAUGAUCCCCGGAGUGGUGGAUGGGAUCUUCCUGCCCAGGCACCCCCAGGAGCUGCUGGCCUCUGCCGACUUUCAACCUGUCCCCAGCAUCGUUGGUGUCAACAAUGAUGAGUUUGGCUGGGUCAUCCCCAAGGUCAUGAGGAUCUAUGAUACCCAGAAGGAAAUGGACAGAGAGGCCUCCCAGGCUGCUCUGCAGAAAAUGUUAACGCUGAUGAUGUUGCCUCCUACAUUUGGUGACCUGCUGAUGGAGGAGUACAUUGGGGACAAUGGGGAUCCCCAGACCCUCCAAGCCCAGUUCCAAGAGAUGAUGGCAGACUACAUGUUUGUGAUCCCUGCACUCCAAGUAGCACAUUUUCAGUGUUCCCGGGCCCCUGUGUACUUCUACGAGUUCCAGCAUCAGCCCAGCUGGCUCAAGAACAUCAGGCCACCGCACAUGAAAGCAGACCAUGGUGAUGAGCUUCCUUUUGUUUUCAGAAGUUUCUUCUGGGGCAACUACGCCAUGGGUGUCUGGCCUGGUGCAGAACAGGUGUUCCAGAGACAUGUUUAUUUCUUCAAUGACUCCCAGAGAUAGAAGGAAGAAGGGGCCUUUGGGGCCAUGAAGGAGCCCAGGAUGGAGUCAGCCAGAGCCUGGUCUACGGGGAAAGUUUGGAAAAGGGGAGGGCUGGCUUCCGAGGGCAGUGGAAGAAAAAGCAGAGAAGCAGGACUGGGGACCGAGGUCUCGGGGGCCAAGGACGAGCUCCACCUGGGAUGCUGAGGGUGGACAUCCUGAUGAAGACACAUGUCCUCUUCCUCUCGGCAGUUAAAUUCACUGAGGAAUAGGAGCAGCUAAGCAGGAAGAUGAUGAAGUACUGGGCCAACUUUGCGCGAAAUGGGAACCCCAAUGGCGAGGGUCUGCCACACUGGCCGCUGUUCGACCAGGAGGAGCAAUACCUGCAGCUGAACCUACAGCCUGCGGUGGGCCGGGCUCUGAAGGCCCACAGGCUCCAGUUCUGGAAGAAGACGCUGCCCCAAAAGAUCCAGGAGCUCGAGGAGCCUGAAGAGAGACACACAGAGCUGUAGCUCCCUGUGCCGGGGAGGAGGGGGUGGGUUCGCUGACAGGCGAGGGUCAGCCUGCUGUGCCCACACACACCCACUGAGGAGAAAGAAGUUGAUUCCUUCAUUCACUUAGCCAUUCAUUCAUACUUCCAUCCAUCCAUUCAGAAAGCAUUUAUUAAGAAUUUACUCAGGCAUGAUGGCUCAUACCUGUAAUCCCAGCUAUUGGGAAGGCCAAGAUGGAAGAAUGGCUUGAGGCCAGAGGUUUGAGACCAACCAGCCAAGGCAACACAGUGAGACCCCUUCUCAAAAAAAAGAGAGAGAGAGAGAAAGAGAGUGUGUGAUUAGAAGCUAAAUAGGAAAGUUUUGAGCUUCAAGUCAGUGAGGAGUAAAAAAGAUUUUUAAAAAGCAAAGAAAACAAAAUAUAAGGGAAAAAAAUGAGAAAAAUAAAAAUAAAAAGAGAAUAAUAGGCCAGGCACUGUGGCUCAUGCCCCUAAUCCCAGCACUUUUGGGAGGUCAAGGUGAGCAGAACACCUGAGGACAGGAGUUUGAGACCAGUCUGCCCAACGUGGUGAAACCCCAUCUCUAUGAAAAAUACAAAAAUCAGACGGGCUCAGUGGUGGUGCCCACCUGUGAUCCCAGCUACUCAGGAGGCUGAAGCAGGAGAAUUACUUGAACCUGGAGGCAGAGGUUGCAGUGAGCUGAGAUUGUGCCACUGUACUCCAGCCUGGGCAACAAGAGCGAGACUCCGUUUCCAAAAAAAUAAGAGAGAAUAGAAGAAGUGACUGCAUGAUGUUAGUUACCAAGCCUGCCACGGGUCCUCUCGCUAGAACACUCCAUAGAUCCCCCCACUGAGCUGUGGAUGGGCAGACCCCAGUGGAAUCCCACCCUCCCCAACACCCCACUGAGCCCUGGGCCCCCUCCUCCCUUCCUCACCUCCACCCUCUCCCUGCCUUCUCUCUUCUCUCCUCUGAGCCCCCAGGCCUUUUCCACUUUGAGGGAGGUGCUUCGAAGAAUGUUGCCCACACCUAAGUGUCAGAAGCCUAUGUCCGUUCAUCCCUGAGAGGUCUGAAAAACUAAAAAUAAAUUCUAAAAAAAGCCUC